Molecule: messenger RNA, 3130 nt
Organism: Myotis daubentonii (Daubenton's bat)
Lineage: Eukaryota; Metazoa; Chordata; Mammalia; Chiroptera; Vespertilionidae
Gene: ECM2
Product: extracellular matrix protein 2
Biological process (GO): extracellular matrix organization; positive regulation of cell-substrate adhesion
Cellular component (GO): extracellular matrix
Molecular function (GO): heparin binding; protein binding; collagen V binding
Source: RefSeq, a predicted model, not a curated record
UCUGUUCUUUGUUUUACAGAAAGCUCUGGUUUUGUUUCACUUUCAGCUGGAGACUUAAAUGACACCAAGCAAAGCCUCCUUAGUUUAGAUUUCCAGAAACUAGAUGGUGAAAACGCAAGCAUGAAGUUUGCAAGUUUGUCUUGUGUCUUUCUGCUUAUCAUUUUUCAAAUUGACUGUGUACAAAAUGAUGAAAGUCCUAGGAAGCAAAGGAGGAAGAUGUAUUACAGAAGACUGAAGAAAAGUUCUUCGCCUAACCACAGGUCCAGCAGACAGCCUAGAAUUCAGCAAACAACAGUGGUGAUGCCAGCAGCGGCACUUCCCGUGGUUAACUUGCAUUCUAGCACGGAGGAGGAGUUUGAAUCCUUUUUAAGUUUUCCUGGAGUAGAAUCGAGCUACAAUGUGCUACCAGGGCGGAAGGGCCGCUGCUCGGUGAACGGGAUGACCAUGUACCACGGGGCCGCGUGGUCGCCGGAGCCCUGCACCACCUGCCUGUGCGCCUCCGGAAGGGUGCUCUGCGACCGGACCAGGUGCCCGCCUCCGCCUCCGCGGUGCCUGCGCGCCGCCACCCCCGAGGGCGAGUGCUGCCCGGUCUGCUCGGACUCCGGACAAAGAGAACCUCCGAAUUCACAUCAUCGGCAGCGGCCACCUCCUUGGGCGAACCUGGACCAAGCACUGAGAAAAGAGGAGCUUCCGGCUGAGGAGGCUGAAGGAAUGAAAGAAACUGAAGACAGGGAGCAAAAGAAAAUGAGCCCGGAGCCUGGGGACAGAGGAAGACUUCCUGGCCAGGGGCAGCGCAGCAGGGCUGAACAGAGGCCUGGAGAGGAGGGCAGGCAGGCGCGUCCCCACGGAAACACAGCCAGGGAGGUGGAGGAGGAGGAAGAGGAGAAGGAGGAGGAGGAGGAGGAGGAGGAGGAGGAGGAAACCAGAGGUGUGUUACAGGUGCUGUCCCAACUCCCAGCCGGUGCUCCUCCCAGACGCAGGCCAGCUCUGCCCAGCGGGUGCUCUCUGUCCUACAGAACCAUCAGCUGCAACGAUGCAGACCUCACCCAGAUACCACCGCUGGCAGCACCCGAGGUAACAAGCCUGGAGCUUGCUGGCAAUUCCAUCACCUCCAUUCCCGACGAAGCAUUUAAUGGACUACCGAAUUUGGAAAGGCUUGAUUUGAGCAAAAAUAGUAUCACCUCUUCAGGCAUAGGUCCAGAAGCAUUCAAGCAUUUGAAGAAGUUGGUGUACCUGAAUAUGAAUGGAAACAGCCUGGCAGAGCUUCCUCUGGAGCUGCCACCUACAUUGGAAGAACUCAAAGUCAGUGAGAACAAGCUUCGCGCUAUCGAUGAAGAACACUUGUCAGGCUUAAGUCGACUGGUUACCUUAGAACUGGAAGGAAACAAUCUCAGUGAAACCAAUCUCAAUCCUUUAGCAUUCAGACCUUUGAAGAGCUUGUCCUACCUGCGUCUGGGACGAAACAGAUUUAGAAUUAUACCACAGGGCCUUCCUGCUUCUAUCGAGGAAUUAUACCUAGAAAAUAAUCAAAUUGAAGAAAUAACUGAAAUUUGUUUCAAUCAUACCAGAAAUAUCAAUGUCAUUAUACUAUGUUACAAUAAAAUUGAAGAAAAUAGGAUUGCUCCUUUAGCCUGGAUAAACCAAGAAAAUCUCGAAUCCAUCGACCUUUCCUACAACAGGCUCUACCACGUCCCCUCCUACCUCCCCAAGUCGCUGCUGCACCUUGUGCUCCUGGGGAACAGGAUUGAGCGCAUCCCUGGCUACGUGUUUGGCCACAUGGAGCCAGGCCUGGAAUACCUGUACCUAUCAUUUAACAACCUCUCUGAUGACGGCGUGGACCGAGUCUCCUUCUAUGGGGCUUACCAUUCUCUGAGAGAGUUAUUUCUGGAUCACAAUAACUUAAAGUCUAUACCACCAGGGGUACAAGAAAUGAAAGCACUACAUUUUCUGAGGCUGAACAACAACAAGAUACGGCAUAUUCUUCCAGAACAAAUCUGCAAUGCCAAAGAAGAUGAUGAUUCGACACUGGAACAUCUUCAUCUUGAAAACAAUUAUAUUAAAACAAGAGAAAUAUCAUCCUAUGCAUUUUCAUGCAUAAGAUCAUAUUCAAGUAUUGUUCUUAAGCCACAGAAUAUAAAGUAAUUCCACAUUUCCUUUGUUAAUUAAAACCUGUAUUUAUAUAUUUACUGUAGCAGCAUUUAUCAUCAAAAAGACAUCAUGUUAUGUUACAUUCAGUAUCAUUAUGCUAGUCUACCUGAUUCAUUAAUCUAGAGAUGACCAAGCAAAAAUAUAUCUGGAAGGUUUAGUCUUCUAGGACUUUUAGCGAAGGCUUCAGUUUCACGCUCGAGAAUGAAGCACCCCCUGCAGGGCUCCCUCAGGGAGCAGGAGGCUGCACUGCCGAGCAGACUGCGAGCCUCUGGGACAAAGUAUGCGCGUCCUUGACCAGCAGCCUGUGACCAGUGCUAUCAGCGACACCUGAAGUCCAUUUACAAACUGUGUAUGUUCUGGUUCAAAGCGAGGAAGUGCACAGAAAAAAAUUACAGGUGGAAGUUAUGAAUGAGUGUUCUGUUUAUUACUCCAACAUUAAAACAAGAAUAUAUUAAUUUUCUUAAAGAACCGAUGAUACAAUUAUUGGUAUAAGUACACUUAAUUGCUGGGUUAGCUUUAGUUUCUUCUAUUAAUUACAUGUGUGAAAUUAAAACACCAUGUUAAUUUCCUGGUGUUGAUAAUUGUGCUAUGGUUAUUAAUGUGAUUAUUAAUAUUAGGGGAAGCAGGGAGAAGGAUACACAUGAAUUCCAUACUAUUUUGAAAGUUUUCUGCAAGUCUAAAAAGUGUAACGGUAUAUUAAGAUUACCGUAUUUCUUUAUUCAAGAUCAAAAGAUUUUAUGAAAAGCAAUGGAGUUUGCUUAAAAUACAUGUUCUUUAUCUUUGACUACACACUUACAGACGGAACCGCGCGCAUGAGGUUCUGGAAUCUCUGCUCCGUUGGUCACUCUUAGCGCCAUCUUCUUUGCCCUGAUUUGCUCAAGUGUAUGUAUCCUUUCACUCAGUUCAAUUUAACAUAAAACUGUCAAUAGUCACUAUAUACUGGACACUAUCAAAACCAUAUAUUAAAAUUUUCAUUAUGAAA